AUGGCGCACACCUAUAAACUUCUGGGCCUGGCUGAGAUGGGACUGAAGUGUGACCAGGAGAUAGAAAGGAGAUAUGAGAUUGUGCCCUCGGUGGUCUGCUCCAUGUGCUGCCUUUUUGGGAUAAUCUACUGCUUCUUUGGCUAUCGAUGCUUCAAGGCCGUGUUGUUCCUCACAGGCCUCAUGUUCGGCUCUGUGGUCAUCUUCAUGCUGUGCUACAAGGAGAGGGUGAUGGACACUCAGCUCAGCGUUGAGGCAUCAGUGGGCAUUGGCCUGGGCAUCGGAACCCUGUGUGGCCUUGUGACCAUGUUGGUCCGCAGUGUGGGUCUGUUUAUGGUGGGCCUUCUGCUGGGCCUGCUGGUCGGAGUGGCUUCACUGGUGACAAUGGAGGAGUUCUACCACCCGAGAACAGUGUGGGUUCCCCUGGGUAUCCUCCUGGGCUCUGGGACUUUAUUUGCCGUCCUCACUCUUCAGUGGCAGCGCUGCUUUGUCACCUUGUCCACAGCCACAUUUGGCUCUGCCAUCAUCACCGUCACCGUGGAUUACUUUAUAGAGCUGUUUGCCUUGGUACACUACAUCUACGAGAGACUCAGGGUGGCGCCCAAGAGGCAGGUGUGCUGGUUUACCUGGGUCAUCUUGGGGGUGUGGCCUGUCCUGGCCUUACUGGGAGUGCUGAUCCAGUGGAAAGUCACUGCAGAAGGGUUUUCUCACACAGAAGUGGUUCUAAGCCGACAGCAACGGAGGGUCCAGCUCAUGCGGAUCAAACAGCGGGAAGAGCGGCUGAAAAAAGAGAAGGAGAACAAGAAGAAGAAGAAACGACAGACCCAGAAGACCAGCCAAAAGCCAAAAGCCCAUGUCCAUCAUCACCAUCAUCACCAGCAGUACCACCAUCCAGCGGCAUCCCAUCCUCAUCACCAAGCCCAGAGUGCUCAGCCUCCCAAAGUCCCUCCUCCCCAGACUGAGCCUGGCUACCACCGAAAAUCCAACCCCAAGAGACGCUUUGAUGGAGACGUGCUGUCACCGAGCUACAUCAGGAGCUUCAGGGACAGACAAACAGACAGACGAGCAUACUCCCACAGUCGAAUGAUGAGCCGCUCCAGGAUGGGUGAACUUGACUACGACUGUGGCUCUCAAGUGCCCCUCACAGCCGCCAAUGGAGCUCCAGUCCGUAUCUGAGACAGCGAAAUGCACACACGCCAACUGUACAACAAACAAAAAUCGCACAAGGAUACUUUAUUCUUCUUUUUCACAGAAAGGAGUUGGAAACUUUACCUUGACCGUGCCAAUAUUCAACUGCCUAUCAACCAACUGAAACUUCCUAUGCCUCCAAGGUGGUUUGUCUAAGUCCUGCACUGUUAUGGUUGUUGUUUCAUCCAGUUCUGUACUGUUUGAAUGUCAAGACUCAAGAGAAGACCCCCUUUCUUUCGGCUGGAGCAAGAGCUAGUCACUGUUCAUAAGGAUGUGAAUCUUAAACACUAUGAGUCAUCGCAGACUAUGUUUGACAUCAGGCCUCUUGUGUAAUUACUCAUAGGCCUAUCAGGUCAAUCCACUGAAUUAUCUCUUUGAUGGUUUGAAUUUUAAAAAAUGGUUGCUUUAAGCCAUAAAAAGCAAUUUCCAGAAAAACUGUGGCAAAGAAGGAUCAGUUCAUAACACGCCAUUUCAAAAUGCAACUUACGUGGAGUCAAGGUAGCACUGCCCUCAAAUAAACCUUGAAAACACUUUUAAGACCUAAUCUAAGCAAUUUUCCUCAAGGAUUCCAUUUAGAGAAGGACACUACAAAAAACUCAGCUAAUACUGCAACAGAACGGCAGCUCUGCUCCAUCGUUUUCUCCACUGAGAAGUCACUGCAUGGCGUCAGGUGUCUAUCAAGUCAACAUGUUGUCUCCACAGUCUGUGUGGGAAUCCAGAAAGUCCUCUAUUUCUCCUACAUGACAGGGAUGUUUUUCAGGUUUUUAAUGAAUCAAACAGUUUACACCGAAGACAGUUUUUAUGUUUCUCCUCAGCGAACGCUCCACGUCAUUGCCUGCAUUUUCUGCUUACCUCUCAUCACUUCCCUCUGCCUGCUGGCAGCAAAUGUCUUAACCAAGGACCCAAGCAGGAGACACAUCUUUACCUUCCCUCAUUUUCCUGAAUUUUAACAUUACAAGCUACUGUUGGUAUUUCAUUUGACACAUCCCUUUCCCUCUUCUUAUCUCAAGAAACAAUCUAUAUUUGCAUAAUUUGUCUAAUCAAACAAACAAGAAACUGCUGUCUGAUACAGGUCACCACGGAAUUGACAAAAUAAAUCUCUUUAAUGGUUUUGGGGGGAACAAACAUGGCAGAAAAAAUGUCAAAUUCAGUGUGUUUGCAUGUGUGGACAUACUAGCCCUCUGGCAAGUGAUGGAUUGUACCAAAUGUUGGCCAGGGAGAGGGGGGUUCAUUAUAAUGUAUGUAGAACAUGCUGUAUUUCCUUCCUCCUUGUCUGCCAGUGUACCAGCCUGGUUGAAAAUGUGAAUCUAGGUUUUGAUAACAUGCUAAGUGAUGAAAUGUAGAAGGUUUGAUGAGAAGAUACUGUCGUGUAGAGGGUGAGACAUAGAGAGAAAAUGAAAGCAUUUGCAAAUGGCACCCUCUAAUGUUUACUACUGGACCUUCUUUUUUCUAGACCUGCUGUUGAUGUGUGCAUAUGUUUGUGUGUACAUGCAUUUGCCUGUGAUUUGCUUUUCAAUUCCAAUAUGCUCAUUUACAUUGUUGCAUUCAACAUCCAGAAAUGUGAAAGGGUUAGAUUUUAUUUAGGAAGUAUAAUCAAUACAAAGGAACUUUUUUCUUGUUUUUGUUGAACCUCUGUAGGUAAUGUAGUUCCUCACAAUAAACGCUCUUACCACUAACAAUAUCACAGUUAAAGUCAAAAACCACAGAUAGAUGACCAAAAAACACAAAAGUGAAGGAAUGUACUAAAAUUCCACUAAAAACAGAGAUGUGUUGAUGACUUGGGACAGUACCUAUUUAUAGAUUUGACAUCCUGAGGUUGACAUCCUAAAGUUUAACCACAUGAUUUAACAUCCUGCGGUUUAAAUGAACACAAAGACUUCACAGCUCUGUUUUUAAAUACCUGAUGUGAUGGACUUGGCACUGGAGGACCAAUCAUUCUUAACAUAACCCGUUACUGCAUGAGAAACCUUGUGUAAUUGUUUCCUAUGUGUCAAUGUUUCAGUGUGUCUCUGUCGUCAUGUGAAAACCUCAGACAGUUUUAUUUCGUUGGUCCCAGUAUGCAUAAAACAUGAUCUAAAUAGACUUAAAGAAGUCAAAGUUGUGGAAGUAUGCAAGGCUGAAGUGGGACAUGUUUCAAUAUCAACUGUCUGCUGUAGAGGAACAUCAAAACCUCAAUGUUAACAGUGACCUCAGUGCAGUUUGUAACAUUUCUUGUAAAACAUUGUGAAUCUUGUGAGGACCAACUCUAAUCUGUUCUGCCACAGUAAAUAACUAAAGGACUUUCUCUUCUUUUCUUUUCUCCUCUCCUCACUCUGUUUACACCGUCCAGCUAAAGGGCUUUCAAGAAGCAUUUAAAGCGUUACCCCCGUUACUAAAAGCAUUGAACUGAGUCACCUUCUGUUUUUCUGUCUAUGUUACUACAGUAAAGGUUUCUAGUAGUGGCAGUGCAAGUGUUAUUUGGGGUUUUGUUUAUACUUCUAUAUUUUGUUCUAUUUUUGUCGGUUUACUGCACUAACCGCACUAACAAUAACAAAGGUUAUUUAUUCAGUGCUUCACAUGGUAAACAACUGAUUCCAACAUGUGAGGACUGAAGAAGAUGACAUCAUACAACAAAGAACUAAUACAGAAAUAGAAUCAAUCCAAACC
Notolabrus celidotus (New Zealand spotty) is the source of this 3831-nucleotide messenger RNA. It is a transcript of the gene tmem198aa, whose product is annotated as transmembrane protein 198a. Bases 1 to 1173 code for a protein of 390 amino acids. NCBI's taxonomy places the organism in Eukaryota, Metazoa, Chordata, Actinopteri, Labriformes, Labridae. Gene Ontology annotation, biological process: positive regulation of canonical Wnt signaling pathway. The record is from RefSeq and is a predicted model, not a curated record. Gene Ontology annotation, cellular component: cytoplasmic vesicle; plasma membrane. The transcript is spliced from 6 exons.